UCCAUUCCAUACCCAUCCAUCCGCAUCCAUCCUCGAUCCAGCGCCCGCCCCCUCACGACACCCGCACCCCUCCCUACUCCGAGCCUCGCUCGAACCAUUCCACACGCGCACGCACACGUACACCAAUCGCAAUCGACUCGCGCGCCUGCACGUUCGCUUCCCGCUCCACAAAUCAAGAGCCAAGCACCACACUGGUUCCCGGCCAUCUCAUUCCAUUCAUCCAUCCAUCGCGCGCCUCCAGCAGCCUGCCCGCCCGCCCGUAUGUGCCUGCUGCUCUCUGGUAGUACCAGCGGACCAACCAGCAUGAGCAGGAUCCACCCUUCCGAUCGCGGCGACGGCGCCCGCCGCGCGGCGCGGACGGCGGCGGAGCGGCAGCAGCAGCUGCCGGCGGUGUACACGGUGUGGAAGAGGUCCAGCAUGGGGUUCCAGGGCACCGACGGCUUCUCCGUCUACGACGCCGCCGGGAGGCUCGCCUUCCGCGUCGACAACUACGCCCGCCGCCCCAAGGCCUUCGCCGGCGAGCUGCUGCUCAUGGACGGCCGCGGCGCCCCUCUCCUCUCCCUCAGGCCGCAGAUCUUUAGCCUGCACGACCGAUGGAACUGCUACAGAGUUGCACCGGGAGAAGAAAGCUGCCCGGACACGGACAGGAGCUCCUCCGCGCAGCAGCUCUUCUCCAUGCUGAAGUGCGCCGCUCUGCAGAGCACGGACGACGCAGAGGUCCACAUGUCGUCGGCCUCGACGGCGACGACGUCAGGGCGCGGCUGCCGGGCUCCGCCCUCCCCUCCUCCCGGCUACCGCGUGGAGGGCUGCUUCUCCAGGAGGAGCUGCAAGAUCACCAGGAGCGACGGCCAGGAGGCGGCACGGAUACUGAGGAAGAAAGCCGGUGGACCUACGGCGUCGGCAGCGGCGCCGCCCAGGCCCGUCGCUCUCGGCGACGACGUGUUCAGCCUGGUCGUUCGGCCGGGCGUGGACGCCGCCACGGUCAUGGCUAUUGUCGUUGUCAUGGACCGGAUCUGCCGGAAGCCCUACGCACCAAUGGCGUGCUCUUCACAGUAACCAAUAGCUACUGUACUAGACGGUGCGCCCACGUCAGUCAAGAGUUUUCGUCCUUUCGUUGGAUGAAUCGGAGAACUGCGGCGUUGCAUGAACGCCGCCCCACUUCCUGAAGACAUUGUGAUGUCGAAGAGCUGUUCUUUAUCAGUUUUAUUAGUGUGAUUUUUAGUCAUUUGUACGGGUUGUAAAAUAGCGGUAGCAUUACCGUCAUGCCUCAAAGUGGCAUUUGCUGUCAUUUUGUAAGCUGAUUUGAGCAUCAAGUAUCAUGAAAAUCGCUUCGAUAAAA
Messenger RNA from Triticum dicoccoides, 1339 nucleotides. Its product is annotated as protein LURP-one-related 8-like. The coding region runs from base 262 to 1056 and encodes 264 amino acids. Lineage: Eukaryota; Viridiplantae; Streptophyta; Magnoliopsida; Poales; Poaceae. The transcript is spliced from 2 exons. The record is from RefSeq and is a predicted model, not a curated record.